Messenger RNA from Sipha flava (yellow sugarcane aphid), 991 nucleotides. Its product is annotated as dynein heavy chain 8, axonemal-like. Gene Ontology annotation, molecular function: dynein light intermediate chain binding; dynein intermediate chain binding; minus-end-directed microtubule motor activity. Bases 318 to 752 code for a protein of 144 amino acids. The record is from RefSeq and is a predicted model, not a curated record. Gene Ontology annotation, biological process: microtubule-based movement. The transcript is spliced from 3 exons. Gene Ontology annotation, cellular component: dynein complex. NCBI's taxonomy places the organism in Eukaryota, Metazoa, Arthropoda, Insecta, Hemiptera, Aphididae.
CAUAGAUACCGUCGGCUAAUAACGCAAUGUUGGCGAUAUUUUUAACAUCAUUGUCACAUGCGAUUUCCCUAACGCGGACGCGUACGACUCGUAAUUCUAAGUUGUUCAUUUUUUCUUUUUUUUUCUAUCGAUGUGAAACCGUUAAGUGAUAUUGCGCUCGGUGCGUGUACUCUAUUUGUAGCAAAGUUUUUCGAUUUAAUUGGAUGCUUCGUGCGAUUAAAUGGAACAUUUAGUGCAAUUGCGUGCAAUCGGGGCUCAUGAUUUGUGUUGGACAAAACGUUGACUGCGAUCAAAUCGGUUGCUGUAUAUAAUAUAGAAUGUUACAGAUAUGUACAGAAGAGUGUUCAAAUAAUGCUACCUUAUUAAAAUUGUGGUGUCAUGAAAUACAGCGGGUGAUAUUCGAUAAACUCGCGAGUACUAUGGACAAAAAUUGGUUCACGGAAACUGUCAAAACCAGCUCAGGAGAUUUUCUGAUACCAGAAAUAUUUCAAUUAUUCUCAGAUGAUAUGAGUGCAAAUUUGUUUGUGCGUGACGUAGCCGAAGAAACCGGUGAUGAGCCUGAUGAUUAUGUAUCUGAAAAUCCUAAAAUAUAUGAACAUAUUGACAAUUUCGAAGUAUUAGAAGCUAGAAUGUUAAUGUACAUGAAUCAUAUGAACGAGGUACUACAAGGAUCUUCAAUGGAUUUAGUAUUUUUCAAAGAUUGUUUACUCCAUCUUGUUAUUAUAUCCAUAUACUAUGAAUACCCCGUGUAAACAGUUUACUUGUGGGUGUUGGUGGUUCUGGACGUUAAUUUGAUUUUUGAAAUUCCAAAGUGAAGAUGCCAAGGAAAUGGAGCUAAAUAAUUGUGAACCCCGUUUUAAUAGCGUCUAUAAUACGUGGAUUAUUCUCCCCGGCCCCCUCCGUCCAACAAGCCAAACCAUUAUAUGUUACUGUAACUUACAUGUUACUACUAUUCAUUGAAACGGCGACCGUCGUUGAAAUUACUAAAAUA